Messenger RNA from Misgurnus anguillicaudatus (oriental weatherfish), 2746 nucleotides. Its product is annotated as voltage-gated inwardly rectifying potassium channel KCNH7. Gene Ontology annotation, biological process: potassium ion transmembrane transport; regulation of membrane potential. Gene Ontology annotation, cellular component: plasma membrane. Gene Ontology annotation, molecular function: inward rectifier potassium channel activity. Lineage: Eukaryota; Metazoa; Chordata; Actinopteri; Cypriniformes; Cobitidae. The record is from RefSeq and is a predicted model, not a curated record.
CGAUCUGCGUGAACUGUGCCGUCCUUCAGCUCGCGCGAGACGGAUAUCUUUUCCUCGCGCCUCUUAUCGCACGGCGUCGUGCGCAGCGCGCGAGGGCCCCUCGCGGAAAGACACGGACGUCACUGCUCUCAGUUUCUUCACAGUGCUGACUUUCAGUUCGCCUCAGAUGCUGCUCGGACCCGCAGCCUCGCGGAGCGCCUCGUUUUCGUGUCUUACCUCUCAAACAACGGACGAUAACGGGAAUGAAUAACGAAAAGCGGGAAUUUAUCGUGAACGGGAGCGGUGGGAAUAAGGAAAACACUCCGCCGGAAUGACCCCACACAAACAGACGCGUCUCCUCGUGCUGCGCUCGUGAAGCUCAUUCACAGACGGAUUCAAAGGGGCGCGCGAUCAGGCGGCUCGCGACCACAAACGGACGUCAAUCAUGCCGGUGCGACGGGGUCACGUUGCGCCGCAAAAUACAUUUCUGGGGAUUAUAAUUCGCAAAUUCGAGGGUCAAAACAAGAAAUUUGUCAUAGCCAACGCACGUGUCCAGAACUGUGCCAUCAUCUACUGUAACGAUGCCUUCUGCGAAAUGACGGGGUUUUCCAGGCCGGACAUCAUGCAGAAGCCAUGCACCUGCGACUUCCUGCAUGGAGAGCUGACGAAACGGCAUGCCAUCGCGCAGGUAGCACAGGCUCUGCUGGGCUCGGAGGAACGCAAGGUGGAGAUCACUUAUCACCGCAAGGACGGAUCAGACUUCUUGUGCACAACACACAUCAUUCCAGUAAAGAAUCAAGAGGGCGUGGUCAUGAUGUUCAUCUUGAGCUUUGAUUAUGUGCUAAAUGAUGGCAGCAUGGACUCAUUAGACCGACUCAACCACACCUCUCCAUCCAAACCAGAACAAAAAAAGGGCCGCUUCUUUCGUUUUCGUCUGCUGGCUCCGCUAAGCAUGCUGGGAGUGAGUAAGCAGUCUCUACCCCAGGAAGACCCAGACGAGGUGACCAUCCAUUCAGCCGAUCAGAAUGAGAAACAUUCGUCCUGCUCGUCAUCCGUCUCUCUUUCCCUCUCUCCGCGUGAACUCCACCCACCCACCGGUGAAAGCUGUAGCCCCUCUUACGGAAAUGACACCCGGGCUCUGAUUGGUCAGAGUUAUUUGGGGUCGUGCUCACCAAUCUCAGGGCCACAGGAUCACUCGUCUCCACGGGGCCCCUGGGAACGGGUGGACCCUCGGGAGCCUAUAUUUUCUGCGUCGCGCAGGGCAUCGCGGGCCAGUAUGUGCACGUUUAAGAGAGCAUCAUCUACGCACGAUUUAGAAGGACUCGGCACACAAACACAGAGGACGUACCGUGAUCGGCAUGCUAGUGAAGAUAAUGGGCGUAAUAUUAAAGUAUCACGCUCUUGGAUGGCUGGGGGUCCAUUUAAUCAGAUCAGGUCCAGUCUGUUGGGCUCCACGUCUGACUCAAACCUCAAUAAGUACAGCACCAUCAACAAGAUCCCUCUCAUCACCCUGAACUUCUCCGAGACCAAUAAUGACAAGCGAGCAUCUUCUCCGCAUUCCUCUGAGAAAACCAUUAUCGCACCAAAGGUCAAGGAUCGGACACACAACGUUACAGAGAAGGUCACACAGGUGUUGUCGCUAGGCGCCGACGUUCUUCCAGAAUAUAAGCUUCAGACGCCACGUAUCGACAAGUUCACCAUAUUACACUACAGCCCCUUCAAGGCCGUCUGGGAUUGGCUGAUCCUUCUGCUCGUCAUCUACACCGCCAUAUUCACGCCCUACAGCGCCGCCUUCCUCCUCAACGACCUGGAGGAGCAGAAGAGGCGCGAGUGCGGCUACUCCUGCAGUCCUCUCAACGUGGUGGACCUCAUGGUAGACAUCAUGUUCAUCGUAGACAUUCUGAUUAAUUUCAGGACUACAUACGUCAACACCAACGAGGAAGUGGUCAGCCACCCGGCUAAGAUAGCCGUGCAUUAUUUUAAGGGUUGGUUCCUUAUAGAUAUGGUGGCGGCCAUUCCCUUUGACCUGCUGAUUUUUGGGUCAGGAUCUGAGGAGACCACAACUCUGAUUGGACUGCUGAAAACUGCCCGACUACUGCGGUUGGUCCGUGUGGCCCGAAAGCUGGAUCGUUACUCGGAGUACGGGGCGGCUGUCCUCGUGCUCCUCAUGUGUAUAUUUGCACUUAUCGCUCAUUGGCUGGCCUGCAUAUGGUAUGCGAUUGGCAACGUGGAGAAGCCAUAUCUCGGGCACACGAUCGGCUGGUUGGAUAAUCUGGGGAUGUCUAUUGGAAAGCAGUAUAAUUAUAGCGAUCCCGCCUCCGGCCCGUCAAUCAAGGACAAAUAUGUCACCGCGCUGUAUUUCACGUUCAGCAGUCUGACCAGCGUGGGCUUUGGAAACGUUUCACCGAACACCAACUCGGAAAAGAUCUUCUCCAUCUGUGUCAUGCUCAUUGGCUCUCUGAUGUAUGCUAGUAUCUUUGGGAACGUGUCCGCCAUAAUCCAGCGACUGUACUCGGGAACUGCACGGUACCAUCUGCAGAUGCUCCGUGUUAAAGAAUUCAUCCGCUUCCACCAGAUACCCAACCCGCUCAGACAGAGACUGGAGGAGUACUUUCAACACGCAUGGACCUACACCAAUGGCAUCGAUAUGAACAUGGAGGUAUAGAUUAAUGUUUGCUUCAUUAUCUGAAAUGUGUUUUAUGCAUAUUUCUGUGAAUAUGCACAAGUGCAGUGUUGGUAUUAUACUGUAUAAGGUACAUUGACUCAA